GACCCGGGUGAGGGCUGUGCGCGCUCUGCGCGCGCCCGCUCCAGAGCAGCCUCUCGGCGCGCUCUGUCCUCGGGUCGCGGCGCCCGUCACUCUCUGGUUCUGCUGAGGCCCAGGAACCUGGCUGGGGCAGGGACUGGAGGCGCGGGACGGCGCCUGGAGCAGCUUCCCAGGGAGUCAUGGAGCUGAACACCAAGAAGAAGCUUCACGCCCUGUCCCUGGCUGAGAAGAUCCAGGUGCUGGAACUCUUGGAUGAGUCUAAGAUGUCCCAGUCAGAGGUGGCCCGGCGCUUCCAGGUCUCACAGCCCCAGAUCUCACGGAUCUGCAAGAAUAAGGAGAAGCUGUUGGCAGACUGGUGCAGUGGCACAGCCAACCACGAGCGGAAGCGGAAGCGUGAAUCCAAAUACAGUGGGAUCGAUGAGGCUCUACUGUGCUGGUACCACAUUGCCCGAGCCAAGGCCUGGGAUGUAACGGGGCCCAUGUUGCUCCACAAGGCCAAGGAACUGGCCGAUAUCAUGGGCCAGGAUUUCGUGCCUAGCAUUGGCUGGCUGGUCCGCUGGAAACGUCGAAACAAUGUGGGCUUUGGGACUCGCCAGGUCCUUGUCCCUCUGUUCCCUCCUGAAGCUCCUCCUGCAGUUCUCCCAUCUCAGGCCCAGCCACCUCUUUCUCUUAAAGACUUCUCACCAGAAGAUGUUUUUGGCUGUGCUGAAGUACCCUUGUUGUAUCGCGCGGUGCCUGGCAGAGUGUUUGAAUGUGAUCGGUUGCAAGUACUGUUAUGUGCCAACAGCAGAGGCACAGAAAAGCGAAGGGUAUUUGUGGGUGGGCUCCAGGCGGCCCCAAGAUGCUUCUUUGGGGUGAGCAGUGAGGCACUGCCUACCUCUUAUCACCCUGACCUAGCCAUUCCCUGGUCAGAGUGGCUGGCACAGUUUGACCAGGACAUGGGACAGCAGGGCCGACAGGUAGCCUUGCUACUGGCUUCUGGAGUGGUAGAGGAAUGGGCCAGCCUUCCUGGACUCCAUCACGUUCGACUCCUGCCUCUCUCUGCCUCCAGCACCACUCCUUCCCUGCCUGGCUCUGUGAUUUUGGCCUUUAAGGCCCAUUACCGUCACCGUCUACUGAGCAAACUGGCUGCCAUGCAGAGUGGGAAAGAGGGCACCUCCCUGGCGGAGGCCAGGGCUAGCAUCACAGUUUUGGAUGCUCUGCACAUGGUGGCCGCAGCUUGGGCCAAGGUACCUCGCCAGCUCAUUUUGAGCAGCUUUGUUCAAGAAGGGCUCGCUCCGGGCAAAACACCACUGUCCCUGGACAAAGACACUGAGAUGUCACCAGUCCCUAGUGGGCUGAGCCAAGAGGAGUUUUCUCACUUUGUGGACCUGGAGGAUGAGGACCCAGGGCCUAGAGUGUGCAAAGAGGAGACGGGUACUGAAGACAGUGGGAGGGAAGAAGAUGGCUUUGAGCCCCUGCCCACCAAAGCCGAUGCCCUGCAGGCACUGUGCACCCUGAGGAGGUGGCUUGAAUGCAACAGUGCCUCUCCAGAACUCUUUGAGAAAUUCUAUGACUGUGAGGUGGAGGUGGAGCAGCUCUGCUGUCUGUGAGGAGGCAUAGCUGCCUAUUAGUCUCCCUCUCCUGUUUCCCAUGGAAACGCCUCUCCAGAGACAGACUGGCUCUUUCCUGUGGAAAUAGUAUGUGGAGGGUGUAGAAGGGAAGGAAGUUGGAACACAAAGUCUAAGGUCAGAGUAAAAGUUGUUCAGGCCUAGAGUUUCUACGGAUGGGGCCUCAAGAGUGGAAAGCUGGGCUGUGUAGCUUCUAGGCCCUGGAGAAACUUCUAGAGCUUUGUGGAGAGUUAGUCUAAAUAGGGUAGAACCUAGAAAGGUGGACCGACUUCCUUUUUUUGUUUUUUGUUUUUUUUUUUUCUUUGAGACAGGGUUUCUCUGUGUAGCCCUGGCUUUCCUGGAACUCACUUUGUAGACCAGGCUGGCCUUGAACUCAGAAACCCGCCUGCCUCUGCCUCCCAAGUGCUGGGAUUAAAGGUGUGCACCACCAUCGCACAGCAUGGACAGACUUCCUAACAGUGGCCCCAUUCCUUGAAUUUUUGUGUCAAAACCAAUUCUGCUUCAGGAAAUAAAGUUUUUAGCCACAAAGUCA
Messenger RNA from Mus musculus (house mouse), 2139 nucleotides. RefSeq names its product tigger transposable element derived 3 (gene Tigd3). Lineage: Eukaryota; Metazoa; Chordata; Mammalia; Rodentia; Muridae. The record is from RefSeq and is marked validated. Gene Ontology annotation, molecular function: nucleic acid binding; DNA binding. The coding region runs from base 177 to 1589 and encodes 470 amino acids. Gene Ontology annotation, cellular component: nucleus. The transcript is spliced from 2 exons.